UAUCCCAUUCUUAUUCUUUAUUACAAACUAUUAUUAUCAUCAUCGAAUCAAAUUACAAAUGAUCACAUGAUUGGUCGUGUAGUGUGGGGAGACAUCUUAUCUCAUGUGCCAAUAUGCCUAAUUAAUUAAUUGAACACUUCCCUCUAUAUAAGACCUUAGCUUUGGCUCAUGUUAAAAUAUAUUCUCCCAAGUUUUAUAUAUUUUUCUCUUCAUAACACUUUACACAUUCUCACAAAUGGCGUCUGUUCAAUAUGGUAUGGAUCAAGGAAUGGAGAUUUUUAACAAUGAGCUUAUGAUCAUGUCGUUUCUGGAAGAAGAAUCGCCUCUCGAUAAUCAUAGUAGCAUCAACAAAGAGGAAGAAGAGGAACUAAACCGCGUGAUUAGAUCUUUAGAAGUGGAGAUCAACUCGAGUUCUUCUCCGCCCAUAGAAUCUCAGGAAAAUGAUCUCCAACAGGAGAAAUCCGGGAUAGAAGAUGAUUUCGGGUGGCUUAACGACUUUGAUAUCGGUGUGGUUUCGUCUCAAAAUGCUGAGGACAUGAUGAAUUGGUGUACGGAGCUUUCUUACAUGAAUGGUGUGGAUAGUAGCGCUCUCGAUAUUGAAGGUGGCGAUUAUUAUUCUCAUAUUAACUAUGGACUUACAUUUGAGGAACCAACUCUUUCUUUGUGGCAAGAGAGUAAUGAUGUAGUUAUGUAUUGAUUGAUUGGUCUCGUGAAGUCAUAAUAAUAUAGCAACAAACACUGUUUCAUA
Brassica napus (rape) is the source of this 748-nucleotide messenger RNA. RefSeq lists its product as uncharacterized. Lineage: Eukaryota; Viridiplantae; Streptophyta; Magnoliopsida; Brassicales; Brassicaceae. The transcript has a single exon. Bases 236 to 697 code for a protein of 153 amino acids. The record is from RefSeq and is a predicted model, not a curated record.